Molecule: messenger RNA, 1104 nt
Organism: Microthlaspi erraticum
Lineage: Eukaryota; Viridiplantae; Streptophyta; Magnoliopsida; Brassicales; Brassicaceae
Source: the annotation of a GenBank genome assembly
AUGGCAGAAUACUACGACGAAGACUUUGGGAUUCACUUCGAUCCGACGGAGAACCAACUCAUCAAGGAUUAUCUUUCUCCCAAGAUAAACCAAGUCAAACAGUUUGACUUUAUACCGGACAUGGACGUUUACGCCACCGAGCCAUGGUUGCUUAAGCAUAACAUGGAUCCUCUUUUCAAGAAGUACGAGUGGUACUACUUCGUGACAAGGACUCAAGUCUCUGAGUCUGAGGAGAACAUCGGUCGUGGUAAGAAGGCGAAGCGGAAGAUCAUCGGAGACAACGGGACGUGGAAGGCAAACGCUAAAGAAAAGAUCCUGGACGAGGAGACAGAGAAAACCAUUGGGAUCAAGCAAACCCUAACUUUCAUUAAAAGCAACAACAACAACAACAAUAACAAGAAGCAGAAGAGAGAAGACGGCACUAGUGCUACUGUUCCCGGCAGCGAGAGCAGCUGGACUAUGACAGAGUAUAUGCUUGUGGAAGAAGAUAAGUUUCAAGGAACAGUCCUGUGCAAGAUUCACGAGAUCAAGAAGUCCAAGGACGAUCAUGAAGCUUCUGCUUCUUCUUAUUAUCAUAGUCGGUGGGCUUCUUCUUCCUCGGGGAAGCAGCCGAUCAAUAAUGAUCGCGAGUCUGUUCUAGCUUCUUCCUUGGAGCAGCAACAGUCACUAGCGUGCAGUGUUAAUGUUCCAGAGAUUCCUCACACAGGAUCUGAGAGUUCUUUAACUUGUGAUGUUGGGGAAACAACAAGAGACAGAGAGCACACUGAAGAAGGAAACAUGAUUAAUCAGAUAGACGCGUUCUCGAUGAACGAGGCAGUUCGAGAAAGAUCAUCAGAGAGCGAUGAAACCAAGGAAUUGACACAGGGUACAGAAGAAGAUUGGCUUGGAGAUUACCCGAUUGAUGUUGUUUACGUCAAUGAUCAACAACAAGCACCAAUACCCGCUCCUUCUGACGUGAAUGCUUCUUCUGCUCCUCUGGGAAACAUAUCUCGACCAAUACAAUUGGAUGAAGAGGAGGAAGAAGAGUGGACCGAAGAGCUUGUUUCACAAUUGACACGAGAAGAAGAAGAUGCCCCCAGUCUGCAAUGGAUGGAUGAAGCUUAG